This is a messenger RNA of Alexandromys fortis (reed vole), 2758 nucleotides long. It is a transcript of the gene Fzd8, whose product is annotated as frizzled class receptor 8. Lineage: Eukaryota; Metazoa; Chordata; Mammalia; Rodentia; Cricetidae. Gene Ontology annotation, cellular component: plasma membrane. The record is from RefSeq and is a predicted model, not a curated record. Gene Ontology annotation, molecular function: Wnt receptor activity; Wnt-protein binding. Gene Ontology annotation, biological process: canonical Wnt signaling pathway; non-canonical Wnt signaling pathway. Bases 1 to 2055 code for a protein of 684 amino acids. The transcript has a single exon.
AUGGAGUGGGGUUACCUGUUGGAAGUGACCUCGCUGCUAGCCGCCUUGGCGCUGCUGCAGCGCUCGAGCGGCGCCGCCGCCGCUUCGGCCAAGGAUCUGGCAUGCCAAGAGAUCACUGUGCCGCUGUGCAAGGGCAUCGGCUACAACUACACCUACAUGCCCAACCAGUUCAACCACGACACACAAGAUGAGGCGGGCCUGGAAGUGCACCAGUUCUGGCCCCUGGUGGAGAUCCAGUGCUCCCCCGACCUCAAGUUCUUUCUGUGCAGCAUGUACACGCCCAUCUGCCUGGAAGACUACAAGAAGCCUCUGCCGCCUUGCCGCUCGGUGUGCGAACGCGCCAAGGCCGGCUGCGCGCCGCUCAUGCGCCAGUACGGCUUCGCUUGGCCUGACCGCAUGCGCUGCGAUCGGCUGCCGGAGCAGGGCAACCCCGACACUCUGUGCAUGGACUACAACCGCACCGACCUCACCACGGCCGCGCCCAGCCCACCGCGCCGCCUGCCGCCGCCGCCGCCCGGCGAGCAGCCGCCCUCAGGCAGCGGGCACGGCCGUCCGCCAGGGGCCAGGCCCCCACACCGUGGCGGCGGCAGCAGGGGCGGCGGGGACACGGCGGCUGUGCCCCCCUCGCGCGGCGGGAAGGCGAGGCCCCCUAGUGGUGGCGCCGCUCCUUGCGAGCCUGGGUGCCAGUGCCGCGCGCCGAUGGUGAGCGUGUCCAACGAACGCCACCCGCUCUACAACCGCGUCAAGACGGGUCAGAUCGCCAACUGUGCGCUGCCCUGCCACAACCCCUUUUUUAGUCAGGAUGAGCGCGCCUUCACCGUCUUCUGGAUCGGCCUGUGGUCGGUGCUCUGCUUCGUCUCCACCUUCGCCACCGUCUCCACCUUCCUCAUCGAUAUGGAGCGCUUCAAGUACCCGGAACGGCCCAUCAUCUUCCUCUCCGCCUGCUACCUCUUCGUAUCAGUCGGCUACCUGGUGCGCCUGGUGGCAGGGCACGAGAAAGUGGCCUGCAGCGGUGGCGCUCCGGGUGCGGGAGGAGCUGGGGGUGCUGGCGGCGCCGCUGCUGCUGGCGCGGGGGCGGCGGGAGCGGGGGCGAGCGGCCCGGGCGCGCGCGGCGAGUACGAGGAGCUGGGAGCAGUGGAGCAGCACGUGCGCUAUGAGACCACCGGCCCCGCGCUGUGCACGGUGGUCUUCCUCCUUGUUUAUUUCUUUGGUAUGGCCAGCUCCAUCUGGUGGGUAAUCCUGUCGCUCACGUGGUUCCUGGCGGCUGGCAUGAAGUGGGGCAACGAGGCCAUCGCGGGCUACUCACAGUACUUCCACCUGGCCGCGUGGCUAGUGCCCAGCGUCAAGUCCAUCGCGGUGUUGGCGCUCAGCUCCGUGGACGGCGACCCGGUGGCGGGCAUCUGCUACGUGGGAAACCAGAGCCUCGACAACCUGCGCGGCUUCGUGCUAGCGCCGCUGGUCAUCUACCUCUUCAUUGGCACCAUGUUUCUGUUGGCUGGUUUCGUGUCCCUAUUCCGAAUCCGCUCAGUUAUCAAGCAGCAAGGAGGCCCAACCAAGACGCACAAGCUAGAGAAGCUCAUGAUCCGCCUGGGCCUUUUCACCGUGCUCUACACGGUGCCCGCCGCCGUCGUUGUCGCCUGCCUUUUCUAUGAACAGCACAACCGUCCUCGCUGGGAGGCCACUCACAACUGCCCAUGCCUUCGGGACCUGCAGCCUGACCAGGCGCGCAGGCCGGAUUACGCGGUCUUCAUGCUCAAGUACUUCAUGUGCCUGGUGGUUGGCAUCACGUCGGGCGUGUGGGUCUGGUCCGGCAAGACUCUGGAGUCCUGGCGCGCGCUGUGCACCCGCUGCUGCUGGGCCAGCAAGGGCGCAGCAGUAGGCGCGGGAGCCGGAGGCAGCGGCCCGGGGGGCGGCGGCCCCGGGCCAGGCGGGGGUGGGGGACCCGGUGGAGGCGGGGGAUCUCUCUACAGCGACGUCAGCACCGGCCUGACGUGGCGAUCUGGCACGGCCAGCUCCAUGUCUUACCCUAAACAGAUGCCAUUGUCCCAGGUCUGAACCCUGAGCGGACGCCCAGAAGGGGCGGAGAGGGGUGGGGGAUGGGGGAGCCCGAGGGCGGCUUAGGGACCCCAGACAGGCCGGGGUUCCCACCCCUCCACCGUGUUGAUUGCUAUUAGCAUGAUAAUGAACUCUUAAUGGUAUCCAUUAGCCGCUGGGACUUAAAUGACUCCCUUAGAACAAAGUACCUGGCAUUGAAGCCUCCCAGACCCAGCCCCUCCCCUCCGACGCUCCGGAGCGCCUCCCCCAGGCGAUGGUUUCAGUCUGCUAGGAGAGUUGGAACCCUCCUGGGUACCCUGGCUGAGCCUUGAGGUCAAGCUGCAGACUUCACCCGAGGGACCGCUUCACCCUCAACCCCGCCUGCAUAAAUUCACUCCUCACACCCUGGAGGAGGACGACUGCUACCUUGUAGGAUUGCACGGUUUGGGUAUUCCUAAUGACCAGGCAGAGGCCUUAAAUAAACAAGAGAUGUCUUAAUUAUACACCCCAAGUAAAUACGGGUUUCUUACAUUAGAGGAUGUAUUUAUAUAAUUAUUUGUUAAAUUGUAAAAAAAGAAAAAAGAAAAGAAAAGAAAAAGUGUAAAAUAUGUAUAUAUCCAAAGAUAUACAACGUGUACAUUAUCUGUAAAAAGUUUAGAGGCUUCCCCUGUAAGAACAAAUAUAAGUAUUCUAUUUUGUCAAUAAAAUGACUUUUGAUAAAUGA